AACUACAUCCUCAAAGCCUUGUCUAACCAAACACAAAUGGAUAUGGUUCUUCGAAAGCUCUUCCUCGCCCUCUUCCUUCUUCAAUUUCCCUUCUUCCUCGCCCCAAUCCAAGCAGCCAAUUCAAACCUCUUCAGAGAAUACAUUGGGGCCAUGUUCAAAAACGUCAAAUUCUCCGACAUGCCCAUAAACCCUAACGUUGAAGCCCACUUCAUCUUGUCCUUCGCCAUCGACUACACCACCUCGUCUAAUUCCCACUCCCCCACCAACGGAAAAUUCAACAUUUUUUGGGACUCCGAUAAUCUAAGCCCUUCUCAGGUCUCCUCCAUCAAGGCCCAGCACCCUAACGUCAAAGUGGCUCUCAGCAUCGGCGGAGACAGCGUCGGAGAUGGCAAAGUUUUCUUCACCCCUUCCUCUGUAGAUUCCUGGGUUUCAAACGCCGUCGCUUCGCUCACAAGCCUCAUCAAAGAGUAUAAUCUGGACGGCAUCGACAUCGACUACGAACACUUCAAAUCCGAUCCCCAAACCUUCUCCGAGUGCAUAGGAAGGCUGAUAAGAACGCUGAAACAGAACGGAGUCAUCUCCUUCGCCUCCAUAGCUCCGUUCGACGAUGAGGAAGUCCAGCGAAAUUACUUGGCUUUGUGGAGAAGCUAUGGCCAUCUCAUAGACUAUGUGAACUUCCAGUUCUACGCCUAUGACCAGAGCACCACCGUUUCGCAAUUCCUGGAUUACUUCAAGACCCAAAGCGCAAACUACAAAGGGGGUAAGGUUCUGGUGAGUUUCAUCAGCGACGGAAGCAAGGGGUUGUCGCCGGAAAAGGGAUUCUUCACGGCCUGCAGCAAGCUGAAGAGCCAGCAACAGCUGAAUGGGGUUUUUGCGUGGUGUGCAGAUGAUUCAAAGGCCAGUGGGUUUCGGUAUGAGAAGCGGUCUCAGUCACUGUUAGCACAGCCCUAAAAGUAAUCUUGACAAAAAAUUGGCUGCUGUAUAUCUAGCCUAUGUUGUGUGUCGUGUGACUUUUUGUCUGUCUGUGAGUGAUAAUAAUAUAUAUAUGUACUGUUUUUCUUUCACUGUAUCCACUACCACUACCACCACCACCACGAGUGGUAGUAAAUGUAUGUGGGUACAAUAUUGAAGAUUCCAAUGCUUCUUUCUGUCUCUGUUUCUGCUUCUUCUCAAUAAAAACAUGAAAACUACAUCCUACCCUCCUCAAA
Messenger RNA from Diospyros lotus (date-plum), 1208 nucleotides. RefSeq names its product chitinase 2-like. Gene Ontology annotation, molecular function: hydrolase activity, hydrolyzing O-glycosyl compounds. The coding region runs from base 37 to 951 and encodes 304 amino acids. Gene Ontology annotation, biological process: carbohydrate metabolic process. The record is from RefSeq and is a predicted model, not a curated record. The transcript has a single exon. NCBI's taxonomy places the organism in Eukaryota, Viridiplantae, Streptophyta, Magnoliopsida, Ericales, Ebenaceae.